Messenger RNA from Solanum verrucosum, 2034 nucleotides. RefSeq lists its product as uncharacterized. The transcript has 2 exons. NCBI's taxonomy places the organism in Eukaryota, Viridiplantae, Streptophyta, Magnoliopsida, Solanales, Solanaceae. The record is from RefSeq and is a predicted model, not a curated record. The coding region runs from base 1 to 2034 and encodes 677 amino acids.
AUGAAAGUCCAAUGGAAACAUCGUCCAGUUGAGGAAGAUACUUGGGAAACCAAGAAGGACAUGCGAGACAAGUAUCCUCAGUUGUUUGUCGAUUCAGAGACAGCAGGUGAGGCAGAAGAAUCAGAUUCUGCACUUGUAGAUGAUGACGAUAAAAUUGGCGAGGAUAAUGAGGAGGAUGAAAUACAUGACAUUCUCAGAGAUUUACAUCCUGUUUUUAAUGUAGAUAAUAUGAAUAAACGCAAUGAUGACGUUCUCGAGGAGGAACCAAAUCCUGAAGCAAAAAGAUUUUAUAGUCUUUUAAAGGAUUUUGAUCAACCCCUAUACGAAGGUUCAAAAGUUUCAAAACUUUCAACUUUGGUGAAAUUGCUUCAUAUUAAAAGUAUUGGUCAUUGGAGUAAUAACUCAUUUAAUAUGUUAUUGAAGAUGUUAAAGAAAGAUUUGUUGCCUGAUGAAUCAAACUUGCCAGAUUCAUAUUACGAAGCAAGGAAGUUAAUUAAAAGCUUAGGGAUUUCAUAUGAUCGGAUCGAUGCAUGUAGGAAUGAUUGCAUGCUAUAUUGGAAGAAUGACAAGUUUGUUGAUUCUUGCAAAAUUUGUGGCGCAUCUAGAUGGAAGGAGGAUAAACAUAAUGGGGAAACCAAAUUUAAAAAGGGGAAAAAGAUACCAUACAAGAUCUUACGCUACUUUCCUUUAAAGACAAGACUUCAAAGAUUGUUUAUGUCCUCAAAAAGAUCUCCUUUAAUGAGAUGGCAUCAUGAAAACAAAGCUAAUGAUGGAAUUAUGAGGCACCCGGUUGAUUCAAAAGCAUGGAAAAAGUUUGAUGAACUUCAUCAAUCAUUUGUUGUGGAGCCUCGUAAUGUUAGGCUUGGACUUGCUAGUGAUGGUUUUCAACCAUUUGGAUGUUCUAGAACUCCGUAUAGUAUUUGGCCUGUGGUACUUAUUCCUUAUAACUUACCACCAUGGUUAUGCAUGAAGCAGGAAAAUUUUAUUUUGUCAAUGCUUAUUCCUGGUCCUGGAAGUCCUGGAGAUGCAAUUGAUGUUUAUCUCCAACCUUUAAUUGAUGAAUUAAAGGAAUUAUGGGAAACUGAAGUUUGUACCUUUGAUGCGUCCACUAAACAGAAUUUCACAUUGUAUGCUGCUUUAUUAUGGACCAUUAAUGACUUUCCAGCUUAUGGAAAUUUAUCAGGUUGGAGUACAAAAGGAAAAUUGGCUUGCCCAUGUUGUAAUAGAGAAACUUUCUCAAUAAGAUUGACAAAUGGUAAAAAACAGUGUUAUAUGGGUCAUAGACACUUUCUUCCUCUUAAUCACAAAUGGAGGAAUGAUAAGAAGUCAUUUGAUGGUACUGUAGAGAGGAGAUUACCUCCAAAUACAUUAUCUGGUGAUGACAUACUUGAUCAAGUGGUUGAUUUAGAUGGGUUACCUCUAACUAAUGAUCAAAAGAAGAAGGUUAAAGUAUCACAUGAUAGUAGAGGUGAUAAUUGGAAUAAGAAGAGUAUAUUUUUUGACUUUCCAUAUUGGAAAACUCUGUUGUUGCGGCAUAAUUUAGAUGUGAUGCACAUUGAGAAGAAUAUAUGUGAUAAUAUUUUGGGAACAAUCUUGAAUAUCAAAGGUAAAACAAAAGACACCUUGACCAGUCGUUUGGAUUUGCAAGAAUUGAAUAUCAGGAAAGAAUUACAUCCAAAAAGAAAUGGAGAAAAAUAUGAGUUACCGACAGCAUGUUUCACAUUAUCUCCUGAAGAGAAGCAUAAGUUUUUAAGCUUUUUGAAGGAUUUAAAGGUUCCAGAUGGAUUUUCAUCAAAUAUUUCUCACUGUAUCAAUAUGAAAGAUCACAAAAACUCAGGAUUAAAAAGUCAUGAUUGUCAUGUUCUACUUCAACAUUUAAUCCCACUUGCCAUACGUAGUAUGCUAUGCAAUGAAGUGUGUGAGCCGCUAAUUGAGUUGUCAUUGUUUUUCAAUCUGCUUGGAGCAAAGUGCUUAAAACUUGAGGAUUUGGAACAAAUAAAAGCACAAAUUCCUGAAACUCUAUGCAAGUUAUAA